GGCGGCGGCCGCCCCUGGCUGGCGGGGGCGGCGGGGCCGGGCCGGGCCCGCCACGAUGCCCCGGCGGAAGCAGAGCCACCCGCAGCCGGUGAAGGCAGACACGCUGGUGGGGAAGAUCGCCAUCCCAGCCUACGCGCUGAGCGACGACGACUGCUCCUCUGGCUACCAGCAGCUGAGCGUGGAGAGCGACCCUGAGGAAGGGGGGGAGCCCAGCCCCACAGCACUGCCCUGCCGCCAGUGUGGGCUGCAGCUGGCCGCCAGCCUGGGGCAGAGCUGCCUACAGUGCGCAGGUGCUGAGGGGGGCCGCAGCCAGCGCAUCGUCUACUCCUGCCAGCUCUGCCCCUUCGCCUCCCACUAUUCCAGCCACCUCAAGCGCCAUAUGAAGACACACAACGGUGAGAAGCCAUUUGCAUGCCCGCAGUGUGCCUACGCCUCUGCCCAGCUGGUGAACCUGACCCGCCACCUGCGCACGCACACGGGGGAGAAGCCCUACCGCUGCACAUGCUGCAGCUUCGCCUGUAGCAGCCUGGGCAAUCUCAAGCGCCACGAACGAGUCCACAGCCAGGACAAGCCCUUCCAGUGUGCCACCUGCGACUACCGCUGCAACCAGAGCCGCAAUCUGAAACGGCACAUGCUCAGUCACCGCCUGCCCGAAGGCGAGGGGCCGCAUCGGCGUGACAAGGACCCAGAGCCGCUGCUGCCGGAACUGAGCCUGCACGUGGGCAACGGCAGUGGCCCCUUCCUGCCCGGCUGCGCUCGACUGCGGGGCGACGAGACAGCUGCGCUGCCCGAGCUGCUCUUUCCCUUCACGUGCCGCAUGUGCGGGCUGGUGCUGGACGACGGCUUCACGCAGGAUGAAGGCCUGGCUGAGCAGGUCUGUGGGCGCUGCAGCCUGGCAGUGCUGGGCACCGAGCCAGGUGCCAGCCCCCGCAAGAGCACCGGGGACAAGGGCUUUGCCUGCAGCCUCUGCCCCUUUGUCACCCACUACCCCAACCACUUGGCACGGCACAUGAAGACGCACAGCGGGGAGAAGCCAUUUGCCUGCCCGCUCUGCCCCUACGCCUCUGCCCACCUUGAUAACCUGAAGCGGCACCAGCGAGUGCACACAGGCGAGAAGCCCUACAAGUGCCAGCUCUGUGACUAUGCCUGCGGCAACCUGGCCAACCUCAAGCGCCACGGGCGCAUCCACUCGGGUGACAAGCCCUUCCAGUGCAGCCUCUGCAGCUACAGCUGCAACCAGAGCAUGAACCUGAAGCGGCACAUGCUGCGGCACACGGGCGAGAAGCCCUUCCAGUGCCGGGACUGCCCCUACACUACUGGCCACUGGGACAACUACAAGCGCCAUCAGAAGAUCCAUGGCCACACGGCUGAGAGCUGGGUAAAUCCACGCAAUGCCAAAGCCCUCUUGGCCCCUCCUGCCGUGGGCGCAGCAUUGCCCUGAGACAGCACUUAGCCCCGCGCAGGGGCACCUGGCCCCAUGGAGGGACUCGGCCCCGCAUGGGACCCCGGGGUGCCUUGGCUGUGGGGCAUCCCGGCCAUGGGCCUGCCGCAGCGGCCCUGUCCUCCCUGGGGGAGGGACGGCAGAAACUCCACUGCCUUAUUCAGGGCCAGCUGCACUGGGGGCAGUGGGGACCAGGUCUUCAGCCCUUUCCCCUUUGCCUUGGGGCAGGGCAAAGCUGUGGCCAGCGGUUUUACCCAGCUCUGGUACACCCUAGCCAGCAUGGCCACGAUCAGUUAUAGCGGUGGUGCUGCGUCUCUGGGGAGGGUCCCUGUUCCUGCCUGUCAGAGCCUUCCUCAAACGGAGUUUGGGGGAAAAUGGGGUGGGGGGGAACAGGACUGGCUCCGUGGCUGUUGCCAUGCCGGUCAGUGUAAUUUAUAUUGUGUAUAAAAGCAUUAAACAGUCAGUUUUGUUA
Rhea pennata is the source of this 1913-nucleotide messenger RNA. RefSeq names its product zinc finger protein 513 (gene ZNF513). The transcript is spliced from 3 exons. Gene Ontology annotation, biological process: regulation of transcription by RNA polymerase II. Gene Ontology annotation, cellular component: nucleus. Gene Ontology annotation, molecular function: RNA polymerase II transcription regulatory region sequence-specific DNA binding; DNA-binding transcription factor activity, RNA polymerase II-specific. The coding region runs from base 56 to 1441 and encodes 461 amino acids. The record is from RefSeq and is a predicted model, not a curated record. NCBI's taxonomy places the organism in Eukaryota, Metazoa, Chordata, Aves, Rheiformes, Rheidae.